Molecule: messenger RNA, 2233 nt
Organism: Onychomys torridus (southern grasshopper mouse)
Lineage: Eukaryota; Metazoa; Chordata; Mammalia; Rodentia; Cricetidae
Gene: Pofut2
Product: protein O-fucosyltransferase 2
Exons: 9
Coding region: 21-1310 (429 amino acids)
Biological process (GO): protein O-linked glycosylation via fucose
Molecular function (GO): peptide-O-fucosyltransferase activity
Source: RefSeq, a predicted model, not a curated record
AGUGCGUGGCCGCCGGGGCCAUGGCGGCGCUCAGCGUCGUCUGCUUGCUGCUGGCAGUGGGAUUCUGGCAGCCGAUCUCGGCUUCAGGAGAGGAGUUCUGGCCUGGCCAGUCGGCGGCGGACAUCCUGUCGGGGGCGGCGUCCCGCAGACGGUACCUUCUGUAUGAUGUCAACCCCCCAGAAGGCUUCAAUCUCCGCAGGGAUGUCUAUAUCCGGGUUGCAUCCUUGCUGAAGACGCUGCUGAAGACUGAGGAGUGGGUGCUUGUCCUGCCCCCAUGGGGCCGGCUGUACCACUGGCAAAGCCCUGACAUCCAUCAGGUCCGGAUUCCCUGGUCCGAGUUUUUUGAUCUUCCGAGUCUCAAUAAAAACAUCCCCGUCAUUGAGUAUGAGCAGUUCAUUGCAGAGUCUGGCGGGCCCUUUAUCGACCAGGUGUAUGUCCUGCAAGGUUACGCUGAGGGCUGGAAGGAGGGCACCUGGGAAGAGAAGGUGGAUGAGCGGCCCUGCAUCGACCCUCUGCUGUAUUCACAGGACAAGCAUGAGUAUUACAGAGGCUGGUUUUGGGGCUAUGAGGAAACGCGGGGUCUGAAUGUCUCCUGCCUGUCCGUCCAGGGCUCAGCUUCCAUUGUAGCGCCUGUGCUUUUAAAGAACACGUCUGCUCGGUCUGUGAUGCUGGACCGAGCUGAAAACCUGCUUCAUGACCACUAUGGAGGCAGAGAGUACUGGGAUACCCGGCGCAGCAUGGUAUUUGCAAAGCACUUGCGGGCUGUGGGAGACGAGUUCAGGAGCCAGCACCUCAACUCCACCGAUGCCGCUGAUAGGAUGGCCCCGGAGGAAGACUGGACGCGGAUGAAGGUCAAACUGGGCUCGGCGCUGGGCGGCCCCUACCUCGGAGUCCACCUGAGAAGAAAGGACUUCAUCUGGGGCCACAGGGAGGACGUGCCCAGCCUGGAGGGGGCCGUGAAGAAGAUCCGCAGCCUCAUGAAGACUCACCGGCUGGACAAGGUGUUCGUGGCCACAGAUGCCAUCAGGAAGGAGCAGGAAGAACUGAGGAAGCUACUUCCAGAAAUGGUGAGGUUUGAGCCCACUUGGGAAGAGCUGGAGCUGUACAAGGAUGGGGGCGUGGCCAUCAUUGAUCAGUGGAUCUGCGCGCAUGCCAGGUUUUUUAUUGGCACCUCAGUCUCCACAUUUUCUUUUCGGAUUCAUGAAGAGAGAGAGAUUUUAGGGUUGGACCCCAAGACAACAUACAACCGGUUUUGUGGAGACCAGGAGAAAGCCUGUGAGCAGCCCACACACUGGAAGAUUGCAUACUGAGGACCACCUAUCCACCACCUGCCAGUCACUCGGUCACAGGGUCCCAGAGGCGGCCUCCACUUGGGUGGCAACACAUCUAAAGCCUGUGUGUUCCUUUGUGUUCACGGGCCGACAUCUACCUGUGUAGGCUCCGCCCCCUUCAGGAUUCACAAUUGUGUCUUCUUUCAGGACUUGAGAACCCGUGUCCCCAUCACAGAUGUCCCAUGUGUGCUAGUCCAGAAAUGUGAGGGACAUUUGUCAGCCCUGACAGGCCUUUCAGCCACUUUCCCGAGCAAGUUGAGGAUGGCCAGUGAGUGGCAAACACCCUCAGGUGUGGAUGCUGGCACCUGAGAUGUUGGUGUAACUGUCUACUGAGGUUGACUCACACAUGUCCAGUGUGAGCAGAUGCCAGAUUUUGCCUCACCCUCCAUCUGCCUGGUGCCCCAGCUAACUUCCUCCUGCGGUGGACAGCUUGGGCACCGUUCUCACCAGCACGCUGGGACCCUGAGGACAGCCCUUGAGUGCCAGUGACUCCCUCACCUCACAUGGGUCCACAGGCUCGCUGCACCCAGCUGAGACCCAGAAUUGAGAAGUGACAGAAAUGACCUUCAAAAGGCCACAUCUGAGACACACACUGCUUUGUGAAACCCUUUCCUAGGCCUCAUGCUGCAGCAUAGGAGGUGGGUCAGUACAGCCUUGACCAGGGCACCCUCGGGUCCUCGACCUGGUACUCAUCAGUACACCCCCUCCCCCAGUGCUGUGCACUGAGCAGCCCCCCCUCGGCUACUGCCCAGGUCUCCUUCCCAAGCACUGAGGUAGACCCUGAGCACAGACAAGGUCUUGUGGCUCACUCGGCUGACCAGGUAGAAUCACAUAUUUAUUCUUUUCCAUUUGUACUUCCAAGUGUAUUAAUAAAAUACUUUUUCAAGAAAGCUAUAAUCACA